Molecule: messenger RNA, 1722 nt
Organism: Aspergillus chevalieri
Lineage: Eukaryota; Fungi; Ascomycota; Eurotiomycetes; Eurotiales; Aspergillaceae
Gene: ASN1
Product: asparagine synthetase B
Exons: 9
Coding region: 1-1722 (573 amino acids)
Cellular component (GO): cytosol
Molecular function (GO): asparagine synthase (glutamine-hydrolyzing) activity
Source: RefSeq, a predicted model, not a curated record
AUGUGUGGUAUUUUCGCGUGCCAUCAGCACCCCGAUGUGCAAAAAUUCAAGCCUACGGCUUUGCGCAUGGCGAAGGCUGUCCGCCACCGUGGACCCGACUGGAGUGGAAACUUCAUUGACGGGCAAACAAUUCUUGCCCACGAGCGUCUGAGUAUUGUCGGCGUCGACACUGGCGCUCAGCCCCUCGUUAACGACGAUGGCUCCCUAGCCCUCGCUGUCAACGGCGAGAUCUACAACCACCGCAUCGUCAGAAAGGGAUUGACCGUUCCCUACGAGUUCAAAACACAUUCGGAUUGUGAAGUUGUCAUUCCUUUGUACAUGCAAUAUGGACUUGAUGCGCCCAAGCACCUUGAUGGCAUGUUCUCCUGGGUUCUCUAUGACAAGAAGCAAAACCGAGUUGUCGCGGCACGCGACCCCAUCGGUAUCACCAGUUUCUAUAUCGGAUGGUCUUCUCAGACCCCUGGUGCUGUGUACUUCGCCUCGGAGUUGAAGUGCUUGCACCCUGUUUGCGAUAAGAUCGAGGCUUUCCCCCCUGGCCACGUUUAUGAUUCCAAGACCGGCUCCAUGACCCGAUACUUCGAGCCCACAUGGUGGGAUCCAACCAGCGUUCCUACGACACCCAUCGAUUACAAGAACCUCCGUCAUACGUUUGAGAAGGCUGUCCGGAAGCGUCUGAUGGCUGAGGUCCCCUACGGUGUCUUGCUGUCCGGUGGUUUGGACUCCAGCUUGGUGGCGUCUAUCGCCCAGCGGGAAACUUUGCGCAUGCAUGAGGCCACCAAGGCUGCCGCCCAGCAGCAGACCGGCUCGUCCGACUUGGUUGGCAUCGACGACUCCAACGAGCUUUCGACCGCUCCCAUCCUCCAGCAGCUGCACUCUUUCUCCAUCGGUCUCCCCGGUGCUCCCGACACUGAGGCUGCUCUUGAAGUUGCCCGAUUCCUUGGAACCAAGCACCAUGCUUUCACAUUCACUGUCCAGGACGGUAUCGAUGCUCUUUCUGAUGUUAUUUACCACCUGGAAACCUACGAUGUUACCACCAUCCGUGCUUCGACCCCGAUGUAUCUGCUGAGCCGCAAGAUUAAGGCUAUGGGUGUCAAGAUGGUUCUGAGUGGUGAGGGAAGUGACGAGAUUUUCGGUGGAUACCUCUACUUCCACGCCGCCCCCAACAAGGAAGAAUUCCACCAGGAGACCGUCCGUCGUGUCAAGAACCUGCACCUGGCAGACUGCCUCAGAGCCAACAAGUCGACUUCGGCAUGGGGUCUUGAGGCCCGUGUGCCUUUCCUCGACAAGGAAUUCCUGGAGACCGCCAUGGGCAUUGACCCCGCCGAGAAAAUGAUCACCGGAGACCGCAUCGAGAAGUACAUUAUGCGGAAAGCAUUCGACACUCGGGAAGAGCCCGACGUUGCUCCUUACCUACCAGAGAAGAUCCUUUGGCGUCAGAAGGAACAAUUCAGUGACGGUGUCGGCUACAGCUGGAUUGAUGGUCUGAAGGACCACGCUGAGCUUCACGUCACUGAUGAGAUGAUGAAGAACCCCAAACCUGAGUGGGGUGCCGACAUUCCCGACACCAAGGAAGCUUACUGGUACCGUACGAUGUUCGAUGAGCACUUCCCUCCCUACUGCGCAUCGACUGUCGAGCGCUGGAUCCCCAAGUGGUCGAAGCAAACUGACCCCAGUGGACGGGCUAUUUCUACCCACGUUGCCAAGUACGACAACGCCGAGUAA